Molecule: messenger RNA, 2153 nt
Organism: Synchiropus splendidus (mandarinfish)
Lineage: Eukaryota; Metazoa; Chordata; Actinopteri; Syngnathiformes; Callionymidae
Product: mitochondrial glycine transporter A-like
Exons: 8
Coding region: 758-1615 (285 amino acids)
Biological process (GO): glycine import into mitochondrion
Cellular component (GO): mitochondrial inner membrane; mitochondrion
Molecular function (GO): glycine transmembrane transporter activity
Source: RefSeq, a predicted model, not a curated record
CGUCUUGCAUCUAGACCUAUUUAAUGAUUUAGCCAUCACGUGUGUUUACCAAGCCUGUUCCCAUCUGACCCCACACGUUUGUCACCCACAGAGAGUCAAAGACGAAGUAUCACGCGAUUAAUCCACGUGGAAAAAGUGUGUUACUUCACUGCCGGCCAAACUCUGAUACAUCUUGUAUUUUUAGCAAUAUACAGUCGUCUUAUUUAUGAAAAGACAAAUCUGACAAAAUAAUUAAGCUUUUUUGUCGCUUGAUGGACGAUAAUAUAAUCAUGGUUUUGCCAACAUGCGCUCUCUCUCUCGACUUACUGGGACAUCUGCAUGUCUAAAUGACGAUCUUCGUUUCUAUGUAUGUUUCGGAACAAACUCUUGUGACUGUAAACAUCUCAAAACUCCACAUGAAGGCAUCAGCGAGGGUCAAAUCUUGAUGACCAAUCAGAUGCGUGAUUCUGGAGGGGUCCUCCGAUGAGCCAAUCAGAAGGCAGCUUCUGUUUGCUGGGCGGGGUUAAUGUUUUGUAAACCUCCUCCUCGCCCUCCUCGUCUCAAACAGGAACCGGCCGGUUUAGAAGCGAAGCGGCUGCCGCUUUAAAUUCGUCUGUGAAUCUGUUUUCGUCAUUCUUUUAUCAUCUUAUUGUUCGUUCCUGUCUAUUUUUUCGACUCCAAGAUAUAAGAUACGGUGCAUUUAAAUCGCGCCAACUCAGUCGUGCAGUUGCAUCAGACAAGUGAUUUGUUGAGCAGUAAAACAAGCUCGGACACAACGAUGGAACUGUCACUGGCGCACCCCGUGAUCAAAGCCUUUAUGUGCGGCUCGCUCAGCGGCACCUGCUCCACGCUGCUGUUCCAGCCUCUGGACCUGGUCAAGACCCGCCUCCAGACGUCGCAGACUGGCACGCAGCCGGGGUCGAGCAGGCUUGGCAUGAUGACGGUGUUUCUCCACGUGGUGAAGACCGAGCGGCUGCUGGGACUCUGGAAAGGAGUGUCGCCGUCGUUUGUGAGGACCAUCCCUGGAGUGGGCCUCUACUUCAGCACCUACUACACGCUGACGCAGCACUUUAUCCCGGAGGGGAGUCCUGGGGCGCUGGAGGCGGUGCUGCUGGGGGGCGGAGCCAGGACCGUGGCCGGGGUCUUCAUGCUGCCUGUCACUGUCAUCAAGACCCGAUUUGAGUGUGGCCGCUACAGCUACGGCAGUGUGACCGGAGCCCUGCGCAGCGUCUGCAGCAGCGAGGGUCCCGCCGCCCUCUUCUCCGGGCUCAUGCCCACGCUGCUCCGGGACGUCCCCUUCUCUGGGAUCUACGUCAUGUUCUACAGUCAGACCAAAACCUCGCUGCCGCAGGAGAUCCGCGAGUCACACUACGCGCCUCUGGCCAACUUCGCCUGCGGGGUCCUGGCUGGCGUCUUGGCCUCUCUGGUCACGCAACCUGCCGACGUGGUCAAAACACAAGUCCAGGUCAAUCCUCAGCUGAGGACCAGCGAGGCUGUGAGGAUCAUCUACAUGGAACAUGGGCUCCAGGGCUUCCUCAGAGGGGCCGUCCCGCGCUCCCUCAGGAGGACCCUGAUGGCUGCCAUGGCAUGGACCAUCUAUGAGCAGAUGAUGGCUCGCAUCGGGCUCAAGUCCUGAAAACACGCGUGGAACAGGAGGACCAACAUGAACUGAGGCAAAGAGAAACCUGUGACUUGUCCUCUGUCAGCUGAAGAAGAGACAGGGCUGCUGAGACGUGAAGUUGGAGUCGCCACUUAUCAGCCCGACAGUUGCAGGAACCCGGGCCGACCGUAAUCACGCGGUUACCUAAGACGCUGUGCUAGAUAACGCUGGUGCACUUUAGCCUCCUUGACACAGUUCCGACCAGACGCCUGAAGAGAGCCUUCGAGUUUUAAUGUGACCUUACUAAACUGCUGUUCUUCAUCCAGUUGCCUUGCUGCCUUCACACAUCAUGUCGAAGGUGUUACCACCGUCACCUUCUUCAGGCUUGUUCCAAGCUGUCAAUGAUUGUGUGGGAGUUCACGUUAACUUGGUGCGACCUGUGUGUGCCGCCGUGACAUUACAGUUGGGACCAUGGUUAUGUAACGCCCUGCUCCUGCUCUUAUCUUUAUUUAUGGAUCACAAGCUAUAACUUAUACAUGUUUGUUUUUUUUUUAUAACAAAAUAAAAGUGCUCU